This is a messenger RNA of Salvelinus sp. IW2-2015, 3556 nucleotides long. Its product is annotated as neurotrypsin. NCBI's taxonomy places the organism in Eukaryota, Metazoa, Chordata, Actinopteri, Salmoniformes, Salmonidae. Gene Ontology annotation, biological process: proteolysis. Gene Ontology annotation, molecular function: serine-type endopeptidase activity. The record is from RefSeq and is a predicted model, not a curated record. Gene Ontology annotation, cellular component: membrane.
AGGGCAUGCUGAGGUGGUGACUGGCAGAACGUUCGGCGAGGGUUCUGGUAUCAUCCUGUUGGACGAUGUGCGUUGUGAGGGGAYGGAGUCGUCCCUGCUGGACUGUCGCCAUGGCACCUGGGGCCAUAGCGACUGUUCCCAUGGAGAGGAUGUGGGCGUGCGAUGCAGGGCCGGAGCUAAAGAAGAAGAGACCAAUGAGGUGCCGGCUGUUGCACCUGCCACAGGUCCUCUGUUGCGUCUGGUUGGGGGUGGUAGCCAUAACGAAGGUCGUGUGGAAGUCUAUCUCCAUGGAGACUGGGGGAGUAUCUGUGACUCAGGCUGGAACGAUCUGAACGCUGCCGUGGUCUGCAGACAGCUGGGCCACAGUGGUCAUGCUGUARCAGCAGGUGGGUUCGGUCGGGGGAAGGGUCCUGUCCACCUGGACCAGGUGAGGUGUACCGGGAAGGAGGACUUCUUGGGGGAGUGUCCUUCUCUGGGCCGGGGCCGUGACGGCUGCAGAUGGAGACAGGAUGCAGGGGUGAGCUGUGACCACGCCCCCCGGGCAACAGAGGGCCAGGCCAGGCCAAGUGAGCUCACCUGUGGAGUGAGGAAGAUGGUGGAGGAAGGGAACGAGAGGAAGAGUGGAGGAGGAGGAGAGAAUGUACUCAGGACAUUGUGGCCAUGGCAGGUGUCAGUGUGGUUGGGUUCUGAGGGGAAAGCUGGCCAUCCUAUCUGUAGUGGUACUCUGAUCUCUCCCUGCUGGGCCCUGGCCUCCGCUCACUGCUUCACCAGGUUUGGUAUUGGCCCGUCUCAGUAUGUGGUGCGCGUGGGGGGUUCUGACCGAAUUCUGACCCCGGAGCGAGUGGUGGUCCAUAGAAAGUUCAGAGCAGAUCAGGGCCCUGGGGGUCAUGACCUGGCCCUGCUGAGGCUGCCCAGCCCCAAGGAUCACUGUUUGACCUUUGACCCCCACACUAACGCAGCCUGCCUCCCCACCCCGGACGCUGCGGGGGGGAAGACCCCCUUGUCCUGCAUUGCCGCGGUUACAGCUGGCUGGGACGGCCCAGAUGCUGUGCUCCAGUCCUGGGUACCCCUCCUGACGUCAUGGCAGUGUAAGAAGCGUUAUGGCGAUGGUUACUCCUCCCACGGMACGCUGUGCGCCGGCAGCCCCCCUGACACACGUCGUCUCCACGGGAACAACGGUUGCCAGGGCAACUGGGGCGGUGGGCUGGUAUGCCAGGGGGAGGGAGGGCGAUGGGUGUUGACCGGGAUCGUCUCCGGGGGUUACGGUUGCAGCGACCCCUCAACCCCGGCGCUCUACACACGGGUCAGCCGGUUCGGGGGCUGGAUCGAGGAAGUCACACACAGGAGCGGGACAUACACACACACACAAUCAUGACGAGUUGAAAAAACACACUGACGAUCAAUUCAUACACACACACGAUCAGCACAGAAAUAUACACACACAUACACACACACACACACACGAUCACAAUGAACACAUACAAAAUCAGCAUACACACACUCACAAUAAACACACACACACUCUUGUCUGAUCCAGGACACGCCAUUGGCUCACCGGCCGUGUCAUGUGACUGUCAGAGGAAGGAUAGAUGAUGAUAGAGGAAGAGGAGGAGGACAUGUUGGAAAAGGAGGGAGAGAAAGAGGAAAGAUACAACAAGAGAAGAAGAACGAGAAGAGAUCCUCCUCUGCCCCCCUGACCUCUGACCCCUGACCAUGUAGACUUUUGUGUGUGUGCAUGUGUAUUACACUAGCUAUGGGGUGUGUGCAUUCAUGUAUGUGUGCCAUCUGUGUGUGUAUCAUCUGUGUGUCUGGGAGGGGAGGUGCUGUAGUGAUGUGUAGCUAGACGACGUGCUUUAGGUAGUCAUUUCUCUGACAGUGGGGUUGAGUUUCUUGUGAUGCCCUAUUUGAAUGUGAAGUCUGUCCAGAAUKAUCUGUUAUUCUUUAACCAGUGGUAAAAAAAUAAUAUAUAAGCUGUUGUUCAAAAGCUGUUCUCGAAUAUCUAAUAUCACGUUUGUAUUCCUGAAGAUGCUAUCUACCUUGGAGGGGACUGUCGCUUCUUUCAAAUGUGAACUGGAGAAGCUCUUCUGUCUCCUUUCAAAUAAACUGGACUUUCUUGGGGGGGCUCAAAACUGGACUCUUCAUUUGGCGGCAGUUAGCCUUGAGGUUUAGGCCAGUAACCUGAGGUUGUUGGUGUCAGUUCCCAGCUACCAUCUGCCGUUGUGCCCUACAGCAAGACUCUACUGCUCCAACAAAUUGCUCCAGGGAUUCUGCGCUGUGGCAUACGCUGUGCCUCUCAACGGCAUUGCGACAUCAUGAAAAACAAAAUGAUAUUCUAUGCUACACUAUUUUUCUCUCUCCUGUCAAAGCCAUGGAAAGCCAGGGGGUGGAUCGUAUUCAUCUUUUUCUACUGAUCUCCCUGAAUGGCUCUAGUUGUUAACGUUGUGUGUAAAUACUUCUGAUUGUUUAUGUGUUGCAUUCAUUAAUGUCUGAUUUCAAUGUUUUUCUAUGACCUCAGUAGUAGACGGUGUUGUCAUAUUCAGAGGCAUAAUUUAUCCUWCGCUUGAGGGAGAAGUUGCCCCUAACCCGAGAUCUAGGAUCAGAUUAGCCAACUCCAAAUGAUAUGGCAUCAAACAUAUGGAAAGCAUGUGUUUGAUACCAUUYCACUUUAUUCCGCUCCAGCCAUUAGCACAAGCCCUUCCUCCCCAAUUAAGGUGCCACCAACUUCCUGUGGGGAGGAUGCAAAAAGAUCUGACCCAGGACCAGUGGUUAGGUGAAACUUCUACCAGCUCCAUAUACAGUAUGGCCCUGAUGAUAGUUUAUUUGUUUCUAACUGGCUCAAUCAGGUGUGGUGAAGCCUCUUGUAUUCCAUAACUAAUUGUUUCUCUCAAACAGGAAAUGCUCCUAUUCCUUAUUUGAUCCUCUUGAGACUCCUGUCUAUCCAGUAACAUGUGGUUUGUCUUGUAUAAUCAUCACAUUCAACUCCUCCUUGUGACUUCAUGUUUGAGUAAAGCUGUUCAGUCAUACUAAGGCCUCUUAUUCAAUCCGUAUCGCGGAAGUUCAGCGUAACAGCGUGAUUGAAAUUUAAARGCAAUGUUCCCACGUUAGUGGAGACWGCGUUCACAGUAAACRCUGCAUAUGUCGGCUCAAUGGGAAAUKACCUUUACAUUUCUACUGUAAGUCUUCAGCGAUACAGAUUGACUAGAGUCCUAAAUCAAUGUAAAUAUUUCCAUAGCUGGACAUAUUCCACCAAACCCACAUUGCAUACUGUACCCAGUGUGUGUUUGCGCAUAGGAAACAGUAGUUUGUAAACACAGACACUGCAUAAACAAUGCUUCUGUGGGUUUGAUUGAAUUCGAGACAGAGUUCACCAUGUCUCUGUUUGAAGCUGUGAAGAGUCUGACUCAGUAGAAAUGUUAAACUGUCUUACAGACAUCUGUGUGUUCCUCUGACUGGUCUGUACUGAAACACGGUGGACUAUUGAAGGGUAUUGUGCUGGUCUCUAAUGUCUGGUCUUUAUAACACAUCAAAAUAAAUGUMUUUUUUUGUCUGUUCUUUA